Molecule: messenger RNA, 2832 nt
Organism: Monosiga brevicollis MX1
Lineage: Eukaryota; Choanoflagellata; Craspedida; Salpingoecidae
Exons: 28
Coding region: 1-2832 (943 amino acids)
Cellular component (GO): cytoplasm
Molecular function (GO): protein binding
Source: RefSeq, a predicted model, not a curated record
AUGACACUGGAGCCGCGGACCAUCGCCGGCGGUUUGAACGAGGCCAAUGGCGCAGCCGUGGCCUGGCAUUACUAUGCGCUUGCCUUUGGUAUCAAGUCUCGUGUGCAGGUGGUGGAUCCUGCAGCCUUGGAGUUGGCCUUUGAUCCUCGCCAACUUGGCGAGCGCAAAUUCGAUCCAACCAGCCUGCUUCUUGCAGCUGGCAAUUCCUUGGGGACCAUCUCCAUCCACCGCUUGAGCAACGGGGAAACCAAGGCCGUGCUACCCCCGCCCUCAGAGGCGCUGCGGGCCGCACGCAGCCCCCCUGCCGUCAAAGCCCUCUGCUGGCAGCACACGGCCACAGACCCCCUCGGCUUGCUGGUGGCACUCUACAAUUCCGGCCUGAUCAUCACUUGGAAUGUGCUCAAGUGCGAGGCAGUCUGGGCGCUGGAAGGCCCACCCGAAGCCCAAUCUUUGACGUUUGAUCCAUUUCGUCCAAGGCGCUUUGCCACUUGCUCCCGAGGCGGCAUCAUUCAUAUCUACGAGCAAAGCUCCCCGGGCAGCCAACCCACGCAGACGCGCACCUUUCAGUUGGCCCAAGAUGAAGCCAUUGGUAUCACCUUUUCCAAACACACAGAACACCAACUGGUCAUUGUGACAAAACGGAAGCUCGUUUUCUAUGACCUAAAGGCUGAGCAGCCCAUAUCCGAGACACCCCUGGAGGUUGGCGGCAGCCCUUUUGUCUCAGUCAUCACGUGCAGAGAUGCCCCCGCCAUCUAUUGCUUGCACGAGAACUCGUGUGUGAGCCUUCGCUGUCGGCCCAAGUUUGGCCGUCUCUACUCUUACGAGUAUCGCGGCCAAUCGCGCGCCAUCCGCACGCGCUCAGCCCGCGUGAUGCAUAUUGUCAAGUCUCCGCGAGAGGACACAAUGGUGGCCUGCAUUUGUCUGGACGGCCGCGUCCUUAAGUUGCAGGCAGCACAAAUGCCGUCACAUGCCCACGCGUUGCUGGGCAUGGGCGCCCCAGUAGAAGCUCAUCGCUGCCUCAACAUUAAGGGCGCCUUGCGUCAAACCGGUCUGAUGCAUACCCUCAUGGUGCCUGUGUGUGCCAGUGGAGUCCAUGUGAACGCAGAUGGCCAACCACUGAUGGCCGUGGGUGGCCGGCAAGGACGCAUCCAGAUCUUCAACCUGGCGACAGGCCAGCUGACACGACAAUUUGUUGUCAACGAGAACACGCUUGUGGAUGUGGCCUGGACCAGUGGUGGUGCCCUGGUGGCGUUGGCCGGGAGUGAGGCUGGACCGUCGCUCUCGCGCAAUGUUCUCCUGCAUGUCGAUGCGUGCACCGGACGCAGCACAAAGCUCCGUGACCGGCAAGACCCCAGCAAGGCUAAGCGAUUGCACGUUUCGCCGCUGGGCCAGUAUGUGCUCCUACUUUUCCAGGACCAGCCCCCAGAGCUGUGGAGCGCCACGCGCCGUUGCUUGCUCAGCCAUUUUGGAAAAAAUUUCCCGCUGUGCGCUGACCUGGCUUGGAUCCAUUAUGGCAAUGGCAUGGCGGCAGCACAACACCAGUCCAACUCAGAUAGUGUGCAGACUCGCCUCCUUGAAAUCAUUGACCAAGAGGUUACCCGCGAUGAUGACCUUGACCCGGCCAGUUUGGGCGACGUGUUUGAAGAUGAGCCCAAGAAGCCCGACCAACUUGUCAUGCGCGAGGAGUUUAUGGCCGUGGAAUACGACGCGCAGCUCCAUGGAUACCGGAUUGAGGGCAGGCUGCGAUGCGCUUUUGCUCAACUCCUCGUAUGCCUCUUUCAGCUGGUGACCCAGCAUGUUUCGACCGACUUUGCCGAAGUCAAGCAAAUUGCUCUCAUGCAUGGCACCACUCUGGCGCUCGUUCGCUUUUCCAACGGCGUAGCUACGUUUGAUGUGGUGAAGGGCCAAGUCCUGUCUGCACUUCCCCUGGGCAAAAAAGGACCUCAGGCCAUGCACGUGUGCUGGGCUCGUGCAGAUCGUCCUGUGGUCGUGUUUGACGACUGUCGGCUCUGUGUGUUUGAUGUCAAGUUCAAGCGAGCGGAGAGUCACAUCACUAGCUACGAGCGCGCAACGCCUUUCACAUCACCUCUGGCCUACAGCGGGGCCAUGGUGCGCAAAAUCUACUCAGCCUAUCUGAGCGGACAAGUCCUGGAUGCCAUCGAGGCCGGCAGCCAGAGCGAGCAUUUGAUUGCCGCGCUCCCUUCACCAACAGUUCCAACUCAAGACAAUAAGGUCUUGCAGGCCCUCAAUUCGUUGGUCGUGGCCAGCACGGCCCGCCGCCGAGUGCAUGGUGUGACAGCCCUUCGCCGACCGCAAUUUUCGGCCUUGGUAACCGAAAGCAUCUUUGCUAACCAAGCCGACAGGGCCAUCCAUUUGUUGCUGCAGAACUGGAAUUCAGCACACGAGCACGACUACGUGGAUAUCCUUCGGGCUUGCUUCAUUGCAAGCAUCACGCAGCCUGAUAGCUACCGCACCACAGUCAAGAUGGCGGCCAUGAAUCUGAUCGCUAGCAAUCGUCUGGAUGAAGGCAUUGAGCUCUUGGUUUUGACUGGCUUUUGCAAGGAGGCGUGCAGCUACCUGCAAAGCUACGGUCGCUGGGAGGAUGCCGUCAUCCUCGCCAAACACACGCUCUCCGUGGCCGACCAACGACAGGUUAUGAGCAAACACGCUAGCGAGCUGGUGAAGACGAGCUGGCAAGAGGCCGCUCUGCUUUAUGCCAGUAGUGGGGAUACAGCGGCGGUGUUGAACGUACUGCCUUCAGCUGAGGAUGCGCCGUACCGCCAUGCUUUAAAAGAGGCCCUGGCCGCCAAAGUCCCUGCGACCGCUUCAUAA